CGAAGAGUGACUAGGCAUUUCCGAAAUUCACCUAAAAAAUGGCUAUUUUGGGACCACUUGACCGACGGAUUGCUCGCACCAGAUGCGCGGCCUGCACACGACGCAGAAUCAAGGUUAACAACCCCCUCCCAAAGAAUCCGUCAAGCCAAAACUGACUCACUUUUCUACUACUUGAUUUUAACCUCUUGUAGUGUGAAGGUGGCCCUCCCUGUCAAUAUUGCGUAAAGAAAAAACUGGAAUGCGUCCCACCAGCAGUUCAGCCAAAGGCUGGCCUAGUCUUUGUCAAUGUCUCUGGGCCGUCCAAAAGGUCUAAAUGUCUCUCGCUCCCCACUGGUCUGCCAGCACCUAGGCUUUGCCCCGAGGUGCCAGCUGGACGAUCGACCCUGUUUAUAAAGCAUUUCCUGGCGGACUUUUUGUCAAGAAAUGAAUUUGGUGGCCCCCUAGACCUCGGCACUAUCAUUUCGCAAACCCAGAAAUCCCCCAGCAUGUAUCAAGCAUCCAUUGCCCUGGGCGCCCUUGAUCUGAGCAGGAAGUCGAUGCUAUCUUUACCUCAAGAGAGGAAAGGUGCGGCUGUGGGAGCAUUGGCGGCCUACCACACCUCAAUUGCCGAAUUUAAAGCCGAGAUUGUAAGCAACAGUGUCCAACAAGAUGCGAAUCUAUGGACUACACUUCUAUUGGGACUGUUCGAACUUAUGUAUGAUGCGAGCGGAGAAGGAUGGGUGAAGCAUUUUCUGUACGGCACAUCUAAAAUGCUUCAGCUUCGUGGCCCGGAAGCUCAUGUAACUGGCUCUGGGAGGACAUUAUUCCUCACGGUGCGAGUCUUUGAAAUUUGUCGCGCUCUGAUAUACCCAGAACCUUCUUUCCUCUGCCAGCCGGAAUGGGUAUCGCUCAUGACUAGGAUUUGGAACGAGGGUCUCAACAUCGUCUGGCAUCCAAAAGAACUACUGUUCGAUCUGAUAAUCAAAUGCACCUCAAUAAGCCACCGGGAUCUGCUCAAACCGGACUCCAAGUGUCCGAACAUGCUUUUGCAUGAGGCCCUGUUUGAGCUUGCCGCGGAAGGUUUCGUCGUCCGGUCUGCUCUUCUUGAUUGGUAUGCGAACUUCCAGCAGUGGUCGGCAAAUAGAGGUACACCCGAACAUAACCCCCAAUCUAUUCUCGCAACAAUCUAUUAUCACGGGGUCUCCAUCUACUUGUCCGGCAUCUUCGACUACCGCUCUCAAUUCAACGAAAUGCCCACGCCUACAAUCUCACAGACUAUUGUUCAGAAUCACGUCGAUGCAAUUCUAGAGAAGACUGAGGUCGCCUUGAAGACUACUAAUUUGGCGCCUGUCUUAUUUUUCUUCCCGUUGAGAGUAGCUGGCGCCAGAGUGGCGACCAUUCGAGAAACAGAGUUAGUUCAUGCGAUGCUUCGAGAAAUAUCGACGAGGGGUUUCGUCGUUGCAGAUGCAUUUACAGCUGAUUUGAAGUCUCUAUGGCGCCGAAAAGGCAUCUAAUACGCAUAGGUGGUGAACUGUAAUCUUCAGAACGAGAGCACUAACGUGAAUCUCGCGUAAGCCGAUCACCCCUGUUCUAAUACAGUGAUUAGUUUACGCUAUAAUUGCCUGAAACGAACGCAGUGAGAAACAGGGUAAAAGUAAAUGAGCCUGUGAAGACGUACGCAAAGAGCUGAACAUUUACCAGCAAUUUUGCCUGGAAAAGGGACUAAAGUGAAGGGGUUAUAGAAUCAAUGUGAAAAAAGCAUGGAGAACUGGAA
Molecule: messenger RNA, 1753 nt
Organism: Aspergillus alliaceus
Lineage: Eukaryota; Fungi; Ascomycota; Eurotiomycetes; Eurotiales; Aspergillaceae
Exons: 3
Coding region: 486-1493 (335 amino acids)
Source: RefSeq, a predicted model, not a curated record